Molecule: messenger RNA, 2564 nt
Organism: Chrysemys picta bellii (western painted turtle)
Lineage: Eukaryota; Metazoa; Chordata; Testudines; Emydidae
Source: RefSeq, a predicted model, not a curated record
GGGGAGGGGUGUGUGUGUAGUAGAGGCUGAUGUUCCUAAAGGGGACUGUGUCUUGUGGGGUGGGGUGAAGGAGCUUUUCUAUGGAGAGAGCAAAUUCUCUUCAGCCUGGGGUGUGGGCAGAAAUCUGUAGGAGGACAUGAUCUUGAGGAGGGGCUGAUUAUAUCCUUCAGUUUCGAGGACUGAAGUUUCUGAGGCCUUAUCUUUACUGGGGGUGAGGGGAGUGUGUUCUUAACUAGAGUUAGCUAAUUCAAGGGAAAAUCCCAGUGAACUUGAGUUAGCUCACCCAAGUUAAGAGCACACCUUUUUCCUGGUGAAAGCCUAUGGGGGUAUGAAUGAUACCAGUCUUUUGGGGGUGGUACAUGGACUCUCUGGAGGUAUAUGAGCUUGUGAGAAGAUCUGUGUAGACAUAAAGACUCUGAACCAUUAGAGGUUGGGUUUGUUUAUACUAGAAAGUUUUGCUGCUUUAACUAUAUUGAUAUAAAAAUGCAUAUACUUUUCAGGAAGCAAGGUAGGCAAUAUUGAUAUAAUUGUGCCCAGACUAGGGCUUAUACUGGUAACUACAUUGGACAAGGCAAAAAAAAAAAAACCUAGUAUGAGACUGUAAGAGCCUACAGUGCUGGGACCUGGGACCAUAGGGAUUCUGUGCUGCUGUAUGGCUAGUCGAGGCUUAGGCUGGGUUCCUACAGGAGGACUCUGUGAGGCUGAGCUUGACAGGAAGCACUGCCCAGUAGGACUUGAGUGGUAGCCCUUCGGAGCCCACUGAUUGGCUGAUACUUGUACUUAACCCAGGAAGCUAAGAGGGGAGGGCAUCUGAGCAACAAUGCGGACUGACUGCCUCUCUCCCUCUAUCCACUUUAGACUCUGCUUGCACUAGACCCUAGACUCCAGCUUCUGACCCUGGUCUGUCCUUGUCUUUGAUCUUCGAUUGCUGUUUGUAACCUGGCGUCUGACCUUCAUCUCCUGGUAAUCUUCCCCUGCCUACAUCCUGACUCUUAGUUUGUCCUCUGGCCUGUCUUGGACUCUGACCUCCUGCUACUUGACUUGGCCCGACUCCUGCUCCGACCACUACAUCUGACCACCGUUGUCCAGUCAUGACACAAACAUAGUUUUCGGGAUUUAACUUUUCUAGUUUAGGUGAGGCCUAAGCAGAAAGAUUGCUGAGACACCAUCAGUGAAAAUGCUAUAAAAAAGGUUAUAUAAAAUUUGAUUACUUAAGCGUUCCCAUCUAGUCCUGAUGUAUAUGAUUUUAUGGCAUCCCACGCCCCAUUUUUAUUAUCUUAUUAUGCUCAAACCUUUUCCUGUCCUUCACCAUUGUGCAUGCCUGCUGGCUUGUUGUGGGUUUUUUUUGUUUUAAGAGUUGCUUAUGAUUAGUAGACUCCUUGCAUUGACAAAACCUUCAAAGAAAACAAUAUUAGAAUAUUUAUUUUUGAAUAAGGAAAACAAAGAAGAGGAUCAACUUUGCAGAUGCAAGAAAAUAAUUGCCAACAAUGGUUGCUUUUCUGUGAGAGCAAAAUUAUGGGUUCUGAAGAGAAUAACAACGAAUUGUAUAAAAUAACCACUACUCAGCAAGCAAUUGCCUCUUGUUGUGGAGCUAUUGUUACAUCACUGUUGGUGACACCUCUUGAUGUUGUCAAAAUUCGACUGCAAGCCCAAAGCAAUUCAUUUGCUAAUGGAAAAUGUUUUGUAUACUCCAAUGGCCUUAUGGAUCAUGUAUAUGUCUGUGAGGAUGGGAACAGCAAAGCCUGGUAUAAGAAACCUGGCCAUUUCAGAGGGAUGUUGGAUGCGUUUGUGAACAUUAUUAAAAUAGAGGGUAUUAAAUCACUGUGGAGUGGACUUCCUCCAACGUUAAUAAUGGCAGUUCCAAGUACAGUAAUUUAUUUUACCAGCUACGAUCAACUGAGUGAAGUUUUGAUAUCUAAACUAGGAAAAGACAGUGACUACAUUCCAGUUCUUGCAGGCUCCAUAAGCAGAUUGGGUUCAUUAACUAUAGUAAGUCCACUGGAAUUGAUCAGAACUAAAAUGCAGUCUCGCCAGUUAUCUUACAAGCAACUGCGUAUAUACAUCAAUAAUACACUGGCCAAAGAUGGUUGGCUUUCACUCUGGAGGGGCUGGGGUCCCACUGCUCUGAGAGAUGUACCUUUCUCAGCAAUAUACUGGUAUAACUAUGAACACAUCAAGAAGCGGUUGUACAAGACAUUAGAUGCACAUGAACCAACAUUUAUGAUCAGCUUUACUUCAGGGGCAACAGCUGGCUCUAUUGCAGCUACAGUAACUUUACCAUUUGAUGUGGUGAAAACACACAAACAAACUGAAAUUUGGGAAUAUGAGACCUUAAACUGUAAGUUGUUUGGAACGAGAUUACUGCACGUUCUUUACAUUUUAGAUUACCUUAGGAGCUAUCUUUAUCUAUCAUUCCACUGUUCAAAGGUGAAAUUCUCCCCAGCAUAGAGGGCUCAAAUAAAGUCCACUGUACCACUUACGUCUUAUUGUGGGGCUUAAAUGGGAAGAAGAGCCAUUGUUGGCCUUGUGCACAGGAGUGCAUAUUACUAAUUGGAAGUAAUAAA